UUCUUCGAUAUAACAAAACCACAAACAAACCUACUGCUCUUUAUCAGCUGGGAAGCUUAUCUGUGGGACACAUGCCUUGAGUAUGAAGAUAGUCAUCAAGGUCAUGAGACAACCCAUCCUCACUGACCAUCUGGAGCACACGGCGAGAGGAAGCCCACCAAGGCUCAUCGUAACAGCACUCUUCACGGGUGGCUCGCUCAGCUCAUGAGAAAAUGGACACAGAAAGUAGUAGCAGGGAAGGUCUUGCUUUCCCAAUGCCACAAAGCCCCUCCAGCGCGCCCCAGAUCGAACUUUCGGAAGUAUCUCUCCAUGAUAACGCCUUACGGGAGGAGGCUGCCUCAGCCCCACCAAGCCGUACCUGGCUGAGGUUUUUGAGGAGGGAGCUGGAAUUCCUGGGGGUAACACAAAUUCUGAUUGCUUUGAUAUGUCUUUGUUUUGGAAUAAUCGUCUGCUUUGCGAUCAAUGUUUCCGAAUUUAAGGAAGAUUUUUUUUCAUCAUUUAAAGCAGGCUACCCAUUCUGGGGAGCAAUGUUUUUUGCUAUUUCCGGAUUUUUUCCAAUUCUGUCUGAAAAGAAAUAUGCCAUAUAUCUGGUGUGGGGAAGCCUGGGAGCAAACACCGUCAGCAGCAUUGUUGCAGGAAUAGGAAUCUUCAUCCUGACCAUCAACUUGAAGAGCUGCUGGCCUCAUAUCUACAACUGCCAGGAAACUCAUGGAGAUGACUUCUGCUUUGUGGCUUGGUUUUCCACCGAGACCGUGGCAAUGAUCCUGUUUCUCACCGUCCUGGGGUUUUGUAGUGCUGUGUCACUCAUGAUCUAUGGCCUUGGAGAAGUAUUCCAGAAAAAGAAGAUUCCAGAAGAUCGUCUUUAUGAAGAAUUAAACAUAUAUUCGCCAAUUUACAGUGAGUUGGAAGACAAAGGGGAGACAUCUUCUCCUGCUGAUUCAUAAGAAUUAUGUGUUCAGAACAUUCUGACUCACAGCAAAAGGUCUAGAAAAAACCAAGAUCUUUGUUUAAGGGGCUACCGACAAAAUUUCAAUUCUCUCUAUGGUCUGCCAGUUUUACAUUAAGAUUUAUUCUCCAGAUGGUAAUACUCUAUCUGUUGUUUCUGCUCACCUAGACUCCCCCUGCCUCACCCAUUUUUAGAUAUGAUUGACUCCUAUUUUUCUUGUUUUCUAUUGCUGUCUCGUACCUACUUUUGUGGGAAGUCAACAAAUAAUCAGUUAGCAUUUACUCUGUGCUUAUAAUGGUGCAAAUAGAGGAAACAAGAGGAAGUCUGGUUGAGAGAUGAGUUAAACUUUGACAGUUCGGUCAUGUUUGGUUCUUAGCCCUUUUCAGAGUUCGUAAGGGCUACAGAUGUGCGUGAUAUAUGUCCCCCUACUGGACUGUAAGCACCUAAAGGACAAAGCCCAUUCAGCAAAUGUAUACUGAGGACCAAAUAAGUGUUCUAAGUUUUCCACACUUGUCUCUUUCACUUCAUGUUUCCCAGUUUCCUAUAUCAUGGGAGCUCAAAGUGUAUUUAUGGAGUGGAUGGGGGAACAUUCUGAGAAGAUAUACCACUAGGUCAGGUGCCAGGUUGAGUUGCGAAGAAGAAAGAAAUUACUUUAAGGUGAAUUUGGAGGUGAGAAGGAGGCCAAUUGGCAGAUAAUUAGCAAUAGGAAUAUAGUCAGAUGGAAAUUUGAAAAGAAUUCUAUUCUAUUAAUCAUUUUGGUGGAUGUUUAUCACAUCAGCUUAGCAGUGGAUGCUUCCUGCUUAUGUUUGAUCUUAUGUGGAGAGUCCAACAUGGAAUGUUAGAAGGAUCACAGAUCUUAGAAAAUGCAUUGGAAUCCCAGGCCUAUUGCUUAUUAGUUGAGUGGGUUGUGGGAAGUUAUUUAAUUUUUUUUUUUACUUAAUCUGGUUUUUCUCAUAUGUAAAAUUAAGACAUUAGGAAUAAUUUACCUGCCAGGAUUAAAGGUCUAUUGUGGGAACACACACACACACACACACACACACACUUAAAACUAACUCAAAUGGCCCCACUCUCUAAUUCCACUUCAAUUUUCUCUCUUAAAUACACUGUGUUUGACCAUAUCACAUCAGCACCCCAACUUGAAACGUUCUGUCAUCUCUUCUGUGCUUGCUUGAAUUUCUUCUUUCUUCAAUCCCUACUUUAAGUCCCUCCUCAUUCUUUAAGGUUUUCCAGUCAAAAUUGUUCUUUUCUCUAAAUGAUAAUUUUUUUUCAAACCAAAUACCCACACACACACACCUUACACUAUAUACAACUUCCACAUGCAAAUAUUUUUAAUGGUUAUUUAUUUAUUUUGGGGAGAGAGGGAGUGAGAGAGAGAGAGAGUGGAAGGAGUAUAGAGAGAGGGAGAGAGAGAAUCCCAGGCAGGCUCUGCAUUGUCAGCACAGAGCCCAACAUGGGGCUCAAACUCAUGAAUCUGAGCAGAAAUCAAGAGUCAGAUGCUUAACCGACUGAGCCACCACCCAGGUGUCCCUCCAUAUGCAAACACUUUACAUCCCUUUAAUGAUCAUACAUUUUUUUCAAAGACACAAAGUCUCACAAAAAUCUGUAUAUUUUCUGAAUCAUUCAUAUUUCACAUUCACGGACACAAUUUUGUUCAAUAAUGUUUGCAGAAUGAUGAGUGAGCAGUGGGGAGUUUUACUAGGUUACUCAGUAUCUGGUGACAUGGAUGGGUAAAAAAACAGGAAAACCAUAAAUGGAAAGAUCAUUUAAUGAGGAAUUUGAAAUGAAAGAAGAAUAAAUGAAUGAGGACUUGAGAUUAAAUGGAGUCAGUGGGGAGGGAGAGAAAUGGUCAUACCUAAAACAUGGAGUGAAAGAGAAAUUGGUAGACGUUGUUAACAAGUUGAAUUAAAAGACAAGAUUUGAUAAGCGAUUGGUUGAUAAACACAUUCCGUCACUGGGUCUAAGGUCAAAGGAGAAUACCUGGUAAGUGUGUGUGAAACAUGGAUUGUCAGAAAUAUGAAUUGAUGAAUCUGAUGUAGGAAGUCAGAAAUAUGAAUUGCUGAGGGGUGCCUGGGUGGCUUAGUCAGUUAAGUGUUUGACUUUUGAUUUUGGCUCAAGUCAUGAUCUCAUGGUUGUGAGAUUGAGCCACGAGUUGGGCUCCUCACUGGUGGAGUCUGCUUAGAAUUCUCUCUCCCUUGCCCUCUGCCCCUCCCCCACUUAUGCUUUCUCUCUCUCUCUCCCUCUCACACAAAAAAAGUAUGCAUUGAUGAGGGAGGAGCACCUAUAGACCUAAAUUAGGCUCAGUCUUAGGCUUUUAUUUUUAGGAGACAAAAAAGAAAUGCAGUAGAGAGAGCCUGAUGGCAUCUAAUACAGAGUUUUGGUCAAAAUGAAAUUUGGUGUCAUUAUUGGAGAGAUCAUUAAUGAAGCAGACUAAUACUCUGGGGGAAUUAUUUUGAGAUAGAAGGGAAGCCAAGUUAACUUUCACAUGCCGAUAAUCACAGGGGUGAUGGGAAGGACAAAAUUCUAGGGUAGAAGAUACAAGAAUUAGUCAGAAAAGUGCAUUGUGGAACAGUAGACAGCAGGUAGUUCAAAGUAGAGAGAGGUCAGAUCAAGAGAGAAUAACUCACCAGCUCAGACAGCAUCUGCUGGCAGGGUGAGAGAGAAGUCUACAAGAGACGUCUUGUCCUGGGUGUGGUAGGCAAGAGAGAAGUCUGCCUCCAGGUGAGGCACAGAGAUGGGGAGAGAAAGUAGCAAUGGUGAAUGAAUGCCAGAGGUGCAGAGAAAUUUGAACCAGGGGCUGGUGGUGAGUAAGUGAACAGAACAUCUGCAGAAGCAUUUAGAAAGAGACAAUGCAGGUGUAUGUGAUACGAGAAGUAAGAGAAUAGACUGCGAAUCAAAAAUCACAAAGAAAAAUAAGCAAAAUGAUUACAUUGCUGUGGAUGUUUUUGUUAGUAAGAGGAGGAAAAAAUAAUUCACAUCUUUAGCCUAAGCAGAUGAGUCCUGUGGAGGGUCAGAAGAGUCAUCUUGGGGCAUUAUUCACAAGUCAUUAAUAAAAUAAUUAUGUUUUAUAUACUUUGCCAAAAUUAAAAAGUGACAGGGAGAGAUUAAUUUCCCCAGGCCAUAAAAGUGAUCACAUAACCACACACUUGGUAUGCUUAAUCUAGCCUUAGAACCUCGGGUUUUCUACUUUCAUUUUUCUGAAAUAAAAUUGUGUUUCUCAAAAUUUGAUAGCAACAUGAAAAUAUACCCUUUCACUGUGUUGCUUGUUACAUUGUAUCACCAUUCUUGAUCACAUCGCUUCCAUGGCAUAUAUAUUCCCAUCCAAACUCCAAAGCCUGGUCUACCAAGACCCCUAGAAAUGGAUUCAGUCCAGGGCGCCUGAGUGGCUCACUCGGUUAAGCAUCUGACUCUUGAUUUUGACUCAGGUCAUGAUCUCAUGGUUCAUGAGUUCAAGCUCUGUGUCAGGCUCUGUGCUGACAGUGUGGAGCCUGCUUGUGAUUUUCUCUCUCUCUCUCUCUCUCUCUCUCUCUCUGCCCUGCCCCUGUUUGCUCUCUACUUCUCAAAAUAAAUGAAAAUAAACUUAAAAAAUGCAAAAAAAUGCAAAAAAAGAGAAAUGGAUCCUUUACAAUUGUACAUUAUCAUUCUUUCUCUAACUCAAUUCAUAUUUUAACCAUGUUAUUGACUAUAUCUUUCCUGUGUAUAUGACACAAUUUUUGUCUCAAGACCAUUCUGAUAGUUGUCCUGCCCCCUGCCUGCCUUUUAUCAUAUGCCCACUUCAGGCAUACCCUGAGCACGCAACUGGCCUUCUUCACACAUUCAUUGCUUCAAAUUAUCUUUCUAAGAAUUUCAACUUGAAGGUCAUCUACUCCAUGAAGACUGCCUAAUGCACACCUAUUCAUCCAGCCUUCAUUUUUUGCUUCAUAACCACUUCACCCUGUGAUGUGGUAUGUGAUCAAUAAUUGUUAGUGUACUUGGGAUCUUCCUGAUGUAUCCUCAAUUACUAGUAUUUGUGCAAUAAAUUGAAAUAAUUUCAGUUGA
Molecule: messenger RNA, 4981 nt
Organism: Neofelis nebulosa (Clouded leopard)
Lineage: Eukaryota; Metazoa; Chordata; Mammalia; Carnivora; Felidae
Product: high affinity immunoglobulin epsilon receptor subunit beta-like
Exons: 7
Coding region: 213-944 (243 amino acids)
Biological process (GO): cell surface receptor signaling pathway
Cellular component (GO): Fc-epsilon receptor I complex; external side of plasma membrane; plasma membrane
Source: RefSeq, a predicted model, not a curated record